Tremella mesenterica DSM 1558 is the source of this 1587-nucleotide messenger RNA. RefSeq lists its product as uncharacterized. Bases 178 to 1587 code for a protein of 469 amino acids. Gene Ontology annotation, molecular function: hexosyltransferase activity. The record is from RefSeq and is a predicted model, not a curated record. Gene Ontology annotation, cellular component: membrane. Lineage: Eukaryota; Fungi; Basidiomycota; Tremellomycetes; Tremellales; Tremellaceae. The transcript is spliced from 7 exons.
GGACGAAACACUCUUUCUUCCCAAUCAACUUCUAAGUCUCAAGCGAGCAGAAGGGACAUCGAAGAUAUCAACGGUCCUUCAACAAUGUACAUAGGGCGUAUCAGUCGGUCAAGCAGAUGAUUGGGUGAUGGUAACCUAUGACCCCCAUCCGUUUCAUAUCAUACAUCUUUCUCGGACAUGUCCUUGGGUAAUCGUACAUCAUUAUCAAAGAGGGUUCCUUUUUUCUCUUCCUUAUUCCGAUUCGGUCGUUCAGAUUCCGACAAAAGACAUAGGUCUAAACUCUCUUCCACCACUCGAUCUAGGCAUCUCUUAUCACGCCCUCCGACUAUGGGUCAAGGAAACUUUCUAGCAAUCUUUCCUAGAAGAUUCCUCAGACGUCUUCUCAUUUGUCUUUUCAUCUUCACAUUGAUCCUCACCUCUAUCCCAUUCGCUGCAUAUCAAUACUACCCUGAACCUCCAAAACAUCAUAAACAUAAUUUCUUCGAAGCUCUCCCAUGGCCUUUUCGAUUAUACAAAGAAAAUUAUUAUCCUUCACCUAUCAAGCCUGAACCUCCAGAAGCUUUGACGGAUCUUUUAGCGGCCCCAUGGGCCGGGAGUUGGAAACUUCCUCCACUCGGCAGUAUCAACAAUCAAAGAUAUACUCAAGAUGGUCAAGAAGGAGUUUUGCUAAAACUUCAUGUUUUCUCUACACCUCAUAUCUCUGCUAGUAAAAGACGGAGAUUGAUUAGGGAGUAUUCUCCUAUGCACUAUAUACCGAGGGAAUAUCGACAUUUGAUCGAAUUCAACUUCGUCUUAGGUCGUUUACCAUUGAUCGAAAAUGUGAUGGAUCCUGUGGAAUUGAAGAAGGAACAGGAGGAGUAUGGAGAUAUGAUUUUCCUUGAUGGUUUGAAAGGAGGAGAGAAUAUGAAUGAUGGGAAGACAUUAGAUUGGGUGAAGGCUGUUGGUAGGGGUAAAGCAGGCAAAGAAGCGUGGUGGGUUGUAAAGUGUGAUGACGACAGUCCGACGAAUCAGCUCAUUACAGACUUUCCCCUUGUUACCAAAUCUGCUGGAUUUCCUACUUUCUCAAGACCCACAUACUCCGACGUGGUUCGGCACGGCCUUGGGAAGGGCAUGAUGUAUGGUUUCUCGUGGGGUGUUGCGAAAACCAUUGCUUCGGCAGAUCUGCCACGAAAAUUCGUUGAGACCAACUAUGACGAAGACGCUAAAAUGGGAAUAGUUAUGAUGUCCCUCCCACCCACACCGAAGAUCUUCAAUCGUCUCUCUCAUCUACAACCUACCAACCUCACCGACCCACUUCAGACCGAUCCUAUCCUUCGACUCAGUGAACUCGCCGCUAAAGCUCGGGGAGAACGAAAGAAAAAAGAUUAUUCAAGUCCUUAUCCAAAUCCUGAUCCUCGGACGGGAUUAAAGAAGAUAGACGUUGGAAGAAGGAUGGCGAGUCUGUUCGAUUGGUAUGUCGCUGGGACAAAUAAAGCUUUAUGUUGGCAUGGAUUGAAACUUGAUGAGGAUUAUCUACAAGGUUAUCAUCAAGCUGCUAAAAGAGGGAAAUGGUCACCUCCCAGUUGGUUGAAGAAAUAUCAAAGAUGA